AGAGAGAGACAGAAACAGGAGCUGAAUGCAACUCCGAACCACCUUGGAGGACAAAAAAAACCUGUUUGAGAGGGAGGGAGGACCGAAAACAGUGAAUCUGACACAUCGGGGAGAAAAUAACAAGCAGUUUUGUCGGGACAAGAGGAAGGCAGAGUGUAGAGAGUGUGAGAGACUCUCCUGCUGAUUUUCAGAGCCACUUAGGUGUUGACUGGAGAAGAAGCGAAGAGAUGAGCAGAGCAGAGGAGGAGUGAAGCUUUUUAGUGUUAGUGAGGGAGAGCUCUGUCACUCUUCGGGUGUCGCUUAAGAGGAGGAGGAGGAGGAGGAGGAGGCAGGGGCGAAUGUUCCUGGUCUCUUGAGAGAGAGAGAGCGAGAGAGAGAGAGAGACACAAACACAGAGAGAGAGAGACCGAGAGAAGAGGAGGGGACAAGCUGACAGCAAUACAGGAAGAGCAGGGCUGGCAGACGAUGUGCUGCUAACUGAAGUACUAAUGCUCCAGACCAUUUACGAGGCCGACUCCUGUUUCUCCGCAGACGGCAUCGGGAAACACCGGCUGUCUCUGACCCCUCACGACGUUGACAUGCACAACGUCAACAACUCAGUGGACAUUAAGCCAGAGAUUCCACUGGCUCUUGAUCCGGGCUCCCCACUGGACCUACGUACAGACGUUAGGAUGCAGAGCUCUGCUUCAGAUCCCACUGUGUGGGAAAGACAACUUCAACAUGAGCUGCUUCUCAUUCAGAAACAGCAGCAGAUUCAGAAACAGUUACUCAUCAGUGAGUUCCAGAAGCAGCACGAGAACCUGGUUCGCCAGCAUCAAGCCCAGAUACAGGAGCAUUUGAAGUUGCAGCAGGAGCUACUUGCUAUGAAGCAGCAACAGGAGCAGCUGGAGAAAGAGAGGAAACUAGAGCUCCAGAGUCAGGAGAGAGAACUGGAGAGACAUCGCCGUGAACAACAAGUCCUGGUCCUCCGCAACAGAGAGAAGAGCAGAGAGAGUCUGACAGGUGCGGUGGCUAGCACUGAGGUCAAGCAGAAACUCCAAGAGUUUCUGUUGAGUAAAUCCACCAAAGACGGUACAAGCAAUGGGGUCCCCCAGAGCUCCAAACUGUGGUACACGGCCUCCCAUCACACCUCUCUGGAGCAAAGUUCACCUCCUUUGGGAGGAGCAUCCUCCUCCUGCAAGAUCUCCCUGCUCUCCCCACAAGACUCCCGGGACGACUUUCCUCUGAGGAAGACAGUCUCAGAGCCCAAUCUGAAGGUGCGGUCCAGGUUAAAGCAGAAGGUUGCAGAGAGGAGAAGCAGCCCGCUUCUUAGGAGGAAGGAAGGGAGCAUCAUGACACCCUUCAAAAAGAGAGCCCUGGAGCUUCUGGAAUCCACAGCCAGCAGCAGUGCACCAGGAUCGGGGCCCAGUUCACCCAACGGGGCCUGCAGUGCCUUGGGGGCUGAAAACGGACCCUCCUCUCUACCAGUCACGACACGUACUGAGCGGUGGCCGUCACAGUCGAGGUUAUUAGGGCCUGAAAGCUCGAUGUCUAUGUUAAAUCUCUAUACGUCUCCAUCGCUGCCCAAUAUCUCCCUGGGUUUCUCGGCUGCCUCUUCUCCCAUCAGUGCUGCUUUAGGACUUCAGGAGAAGCAUGUUGAGGGUGGUGGUGUAUCAGCGGUCAUUCAAGGUUUGCCCACCCAACUUCUGGGUCCAGUGCCCCUGUCUGUUGCAAUGGAGACCAAAGUGAGCAGCAGCCACCAAGCUCUCCUGCAGCACCUCCUCCAGAAAGAGCAACUCCGCCACCAAAAGAUCCUCUCUACUGGUCAGAGUCCUGUGCAUCCUCCUUCUCCACUGGCCAUGAUGGAAAGCUCUCCAAGCAGCACCCGACCCAAACUGCCUCGUCACCGGCCCUUAAACCGAACCCAAUCGGCUCCGCUGCCCCAGAGUGCACUAGCUCAACUUGUGAUUCAGCAGCAACACCAGAACUUCCUGGAGAAGCAGAAACAGUACCAGCAACAGAUCCACAUCAACAAGAUGCUUUCGAAAUCAAUUGAGCAGCUUCGUCAGCCAAACGUCCACCUGCAAGAGUCAGAGGAGGAAGAAGGAGAGGAUUUUUAUGACCAGGCCAUGCAGGAGGACAGCUCGCCCUCUGGUGGCGUCAUCAGAAAGCACAGCCCCGACAGCAACACCUCCGCUUCACCCACCGAGCCACGGGACACUCACCGCGGAGUCAUCCGGGUGAAAGAGGAGCCCAACGCCAGUGAUGAUGAGACAAUGGUCACUCAGAGCCUGGCCGGCAAGCAGAGCUCCUACAUUCACCAUGUUAAAGGCAGGAUGGUGAUCCAGGCCAUGAUAUGAAACAACAGAUACACCUUCACAUUCGCACACGAAGGCACAGGCUGACAUACACGCGACAUGCUUACACGACACAGAGCCAUUGCUUUGGGAGCUUCAGAACUGAUCUCAUUUGUGAACUUGUGAAGUGAUCUCUGUAUUGUACGUUGUAUGUUUUGUAUAUAAUUGAAUAAGAUGAGAAUUUAGCCAACUUGGUCUUUUAAAUGCUAAGAAGCAGUUUUUGAUUGUUUGUUGAAAUAAUAAUUUAAGAAAUCCUUUCUACUUUCUACCCACCCUUUGAGAAACAGCAACUUGAAGCUCUUGUAGGAUAUUUCUGUGAUUUCCCAUGGCACUAUGGAUUUCUUAUAGAUCUUUCUUUGCUUUUUAUGAAUGUUAUUAUAAAGAUAUGUUACAGUUUGUAUGAUGAAAAAAAAAAAACUUUGUUUGCUGAGAGACUCCCAAAUUGUCUGGAAACAAGUCAGUAACCAUGAAAAUCCACACAACAACAGAAUAAAAGGAAUAUUCUAGGGUUGACACAAGUUAAACUCAGUUAACAGCACUUGUAGGAUAAUGUUGAUUAUCACAAAUUUAAAAACCAAACAAAACAAUGGAAGUUGAUUGGGCCCCAAUUUUUUGAUAAUAUAAUACAAUUUUAUACAAAAUGUAAUAAAUUUUUCUAUUGAAAGUUGUCUGUUGGAUAAUGUUGAUUACCACAAAAUAAAAAAAACAACAAAAAAAAACAAUGGAAGCUGAUUGGGCCCCAUUUUUUAAAUAAUAUAAUAUAAUAGAAAACCCUGUCUAAUUAAUUUUUCUAUUGAAUGUUGUCUAUUAUUUGAGCUGUAAAGUUGUUUGUUUCAUUUUUGGGUUUUAGCCAUUCUGUUGUCAUACAAUGGCAAUGAAGCUGUAACACUCAUAACUUUACACAGAAAAGAUUAGUAAGCAAUUUUUCCUAUUAAAAUCAUGUUAACAUCCGUAUUGUUUACGUACUAUUAAAAUGGUGAGUAUUUUAAUGGAUUGGCCUCAUUCAUUUUUUGCAUUGCUGUCGUAAUCUAAGUGCUGUCGAUUGAGCUAAACUUACAUUGAAACCCAGAAUAUUCCUUUAACAGUUGGAGCGAGAUCUAGAAAGCUCUAGAAUGACAUUCUGUGUUCCCUGUUCUCCUGUGGCCCAAAUCGAAGGCUGCCCUGGAUUGUGAGCAGCACUCUGCUCCUUGCUGAAUUUUGAGAGGGAGAGAGUUGUAGAGGAAAUGCCUGGUGGAAGCCAGGAAUCAGAAUGAUUCAUGAGCACAGGAAUGCUGGGAGAGGACAACUCCACGCUGAAGUCAGAGGGCCCAGCAGUGAGCUCUGAUUUACUGUUGAGGCAAAUUACAAAGCGAGUGAGGAGACGGCGGGGGGAGCCCCCUUUUAAAACCAAUCAUUUCCUCUGUAUUCCCACGUGAUGUGUUUACCAUGACAUGCAGGCUUGAUGUUACUUCGUUAGAAAAAAAGUAAUCGUUCUGUUCUCUCCUGAGGCAGUGUUGCCAUUCGUUGGCCGUCUUUUUUCAUGAAGUGCUCGGAUCAACUCGCGUGAUAGUUUCAAGAAACGCACUAUUGUCAUUUUUUGUUAGCGAGCCAUCUUUCCUGUAUUUUUCUUUUUUAUUUCAAACAUUUGGUGUAAAACUGUUGUUUUUGUGACUGAGAUCCUCUGAAAAAAACAAAAAAAACUACUUAUAGAGGAAAACAUGUUUAAUUGAUGUGAGCCAUCACUCUGUCUACAAAAAGCCUGUGAGUCAACCUGAGCUGGCCUGUUUCUUUCCUGUUGUCUGUUCCACUGUUCUGGAUGUUAAUAAGUACUGUCCACUAGCGAUAGAAUGUCAAAUUUCGUUUGUAACUGUACGCAUCCCCUUCUGUCACAGAUCACCUUUUUUAAAUAAAGUUAUUUUCCAUCCUGUA
Onychostoma macrolepis is the source of this 4244-nucleotide messenger RNA. It is a transcript of the gene hdac9b, whose product is annotated as histone deacetylase 9b. Gene Ontology annotation, cellular component: histone deacetylase complex. The transcript has 11 exons. Lineage: Eukaryota; Metazoa; Chordata; Actinopteri; Cypriniformes; Cyprinidae. Bases 489 to 2339 code for a protein of 616 amino acids. Gene Ontology annotation, molecular function: histone deacetylase activity. Gene Ontology annotation, biological process: chromatin organization. The record is from RefSeq and is a predicted model, not a curated record.